UGCGCGGUUUUUCGUAGUGACUGGUAGUGAACUCUAUCGAUAAAUUUCAAAAGCUAAAAUAUCAACGUUUACACAUUUUGACAUUUGUCAAAAAUAUGUUGACAAAAUAAUAAUUAUUUUUUUAACAUUAUUAUAAUAAAAAUUGAUAAAAAUGGGUGGAACACCAAGUCGUUAUGAUGAUUUAUCAAAAAAUAUAUAUUUAAUUAAAUUAUGUGGCAAGGAAAUAAUACCACCAAAUGAUCAAUUUUGGAAUAAAUUUUUAUCAUUUAAUAUUAAACCACCUGUUACAAGAAAUGAUCAAAUUGAACUUGAUUCACGUCUUGAUACAAUGUGUCAAGAAUUAUUAAAAAAUAAUUUACAUACUGGUAAUUUUGGUUCAUUAAUACAAGUUGCAUUAUUAAGUGCUAAUGAAUUACUAGCAUCUGGACCAAAUGAAAAUGUCAUGAUAACAUGGAAAACAUAUAAUGCAUUAUUUUCAAUUCGUUGUAUAUUUAAAUAUUUAGUUGAAACACUAAGUGAGGAUAAUGUUAUUAAACAUACUGAAAUUGAUUCAAAUAAAAAUAAUGAUAAAACUCAUAGUAUGAGACUUGAAUCAUUUUUUGAAAUACUUAUUGAAAUUAUUAUUGAUUUGCCACUUUCUGGUCUAACAUAUGCUGUACAUCUUGAAGCAAUAAAUUGUCUUCUUGUUCUUUUAUCAGUACAAUUAUUUUCUCAAACAUCAGCUGAAUAUAGUGUUGUUUAUAAAAUGAUAAUGCAUCAUGAAACAAGUUUACAUGCUCCAGUUGUUGUUUGUACAUUAUUACAUAAUUUUUCACAACAAGAACAUGCACCACCAGAUCUUUUAGUACGUGAUGAAGGUGGUAGUUUUGUAUUUAGUAUUGCAGCUGGAUUAUGGAAUGUUAUAAGAAUGGGUAUGGGUAAUAGUUUUAAAAAUGUACAAGUUACAAAUAAUGGCACAACUGAAGAAGAAGAAAAAAAAAGAGAUAUUGAAACACCACUUGCUAGUCAAUCAUUAUUAUUAUUACUUGUAUUAACAAAUCAUUGUACAACAACUCAUAAUCCAUACAGAGAUGCAUUAUUUUUUUUUACAAAUGCCAAUGAUAAUCAAUCAAUGAUAACAACAAAAUCAAUAAUACCAUUUAGAUUUAAUUUGGAUAAACUUUAUAAUACUAUAUGUCGUGUUGAAAAUACUGAUGAAAUAACAUUGUUAUUGUACAUGUUGUUGCAUCGUAAUCAAAGAGUCAAAGAGGACAUUAUCAAACGUAGUGAUAUACAAUUACUAGUUACGCCAAUUUUGCAAAUUUUAUAUCAUGCACCUGACAAUACAUCACAUCAUAUCUACAUGUCACUUAUUAUUUUGUUGAUACUGAGUGAGGAUGAAUCAUUUAACAAAAGAAUUCAUGAAAUUAUGUUGAAAAAUAUUACGUGGUAUACUGAAAGAUGUAUCAGUGAAAUUUCACUUGGUGGCCUUUUGAUUCUAGUUGUUAUAAGGACAAUACAAUAUAACAUGCUUAAAAUGAGGGACAAAUAUCUACAUACAAAUUGUCUUGCAGCGUUGGCAAAUAUGUCUGCACAUUUUACAUCCUUACAUCCUUAUGUAAGUCAACGUUUAUUGAGUUUAUUUGAAACCCUAGCAAAGAAACAUUCACGUCUUGAAUUAAAAAUUCAUGGACAAGGAACAUCAAGUAGUCCAGAAUCAACAAAUAUUGAUAUUAAUAUUGAUGCUGGUGAUUCUGAUUUAAUACAAGAUUUAACAAUACUUGAAGAAGUAUUAAGAAUGAUACUUGAAAUAAUAAAUAGUUGUUUAACUUAUCGUAUUGGACAAAAUCCAAAUUUAAUUUAUACAUUAUUAUAUAAAAAAGAUAUAUUUCAAUUAUUUAGAACACAUUCAGCAUUUCAAGAUAUAAUACAAAAUAUAUAUUCAGUUAUUAAUUUUUUUUCACAUAAAUUAGAACAAACAGAACAAUCACAAAUUGAUGUUAAUGAAGUAUUAACAAUUAUUAAACAAGGCACAUUACAAUGGCCAAAAGAUAGAUUACGUAAAUUUCCAGAACUUAAAUUUCGUUAUGUUGAAGAAGAACAACCAGAAGAAUUUUUUAUACCAUAUGUAUGGAGUGUUGUUUGUCAAGGUGCAUUAUUAUACUGGAGUGCUGAAAAUAUCAAAUUAUUUCCAUUAAAUAAUAGUGAACAAGCAACAGUUGUUGUUUGCUGAUAAAUUAUUUUUAUAGUUUUUAUUAAAAAAAAAAAAACAAAAAAAAUAAUUAUAAUUAAAAGAAAAUUUUUCUACUGUUUAUCAAUUUUUUUUUUUCUUUUUAAAUUAAAACAAAAAGAUAAACAAUAUUAUCAUGUAAAUAAUAAUUUAUUUUAUUUAAGUUAAAUUUUUUUUUUUUAAAAAAAAGAAAAUUUUAAUUAUGUAGAAUUAAUUGUGAUUUAUAAUUGGUUAAAAAUAAAUUUAUUUAAUUUAUCAAUUUAUCAAAUAA
Molecule: messenger RNA, 2480 nt
Organism: Aphidius gifuensis
Lineage: Eukaryota; Metazoa; Arthropoda; Insecta; Hymenoptera; Braconidae
Product: dymeclin
Exons: 7
Coding region: 152-2212 (686 amino acids)
Biological process (GO): Golgi organization
Cellular component (GO): Golgi apparatus
Source: RefSeq, a predicted model, not a curated record